GUAAUGAAUGUAGUGUAGUUUUAUGCCUACUGCCACUGCCACUGCCACCAGGUAACAUAAGGUGGUAGGUAGGUACAGUAGGUAGGUACAUGGCUGGGCAGGUAGAUCCCCGUAGGUGGGCAGGAAGUUCUUACCUAGGUACUUAUUGUACCUAGUCCUCCCUCCCGAUGAUCCUCUCCACUUCCAAUCAUCCAAUACCUACCUACGUUAAUAACCUCCGUCCUGCUCUCUAUCACCCUAUCACCUAUCAUCUCAGUCCAUAUAUUUGCAACACCUACUUUCAUCACUCUGCCGCCUAUCAUCCCAUUGCGCCAGCGACAGUGUUGGAAAGAUUGUAGCACUUGUCUAGACAUACAAAUCUCCUGUUAAGCUACCUAAAUCGAAACAUCAUGGACCGCACCGAUGAGGAACUCGAUCGUGACUGGGUACCGAAUGGUCGUCGUCCUCAGUCAACAAUCGCACGCUCUUUUAGUGCCGAAUUAAUGGAUAUCUUCCGGAUCGACAACAGUGUUGCUGACCUGGACGAACAAAUAGACAAGCGGAAACAACAAGUCACCAGUGGGCAGACCGAACUCCAGGCUCUAGAGGCGCGACUGAAGGAAAUGGAAGAGCGACUACAGACGUCCAAGCCGGGUGCGAUCGGUGGUAGUCCACGAUCUCAACGACAACCCCUCGCUAACACAUUCGGCUCAAUUGCUCAAUCAACCGAGAAAGAACUCCCCCAGAGACCACUGCAAGCCUCAUCCCGGCCGGGCACUGCAAAGCAAGCCCAGCACGCGCCGAUGCACGGAGGUGCGAUGCCACCCACACCAACAGCCAGCGAAGGUGAAUCCGACCUCGUCAAUACCUCUCACGACCGUGACGCCGAGACCGCAAGUUUUGCUGACUAUGUUAUUGUACCAAAAGACGGUGAAGACCGCGACAGCUAAAUGCCGAGGCAGGAAACUCGAGCUUUGCACCUAGCACACGACUCGGCCAACUAGAUCAUAGAGAUACGAAUGACGUAAAACUGUUCUACGGUCAAGGCUUCAACGCGACUUCCCAGUAUCACGAACUUAGCUGUUUUUCACGACAUCUACGGACCAAGCCGACCAAGUUUUAGGAUAGUUGGCUUGUAACUUCAAUGACCAUUAUUUGGAUAUACAAGCCAACAUGAACCACCUCACUACAAACUGACGGAACUACAGGGUCUCGGGGCCUGACAGCGUUCUAUUCGAAUCCAGGGGCAGCGCACAACUCUCGAGUUUUAUCCUUCCCUGGCCCUAUGGCGA
Molecule: messenger RNA, 1271 nt
Organism: Xylaria bambusicola
Lineage: Eukaryota; Fungi; Ascomycota; Sordariomycetes; Xylariales; Xylariaceae
Exons: 3
Coding region: 390-929 (179 amino acids)
Source: RefSeq, a predicted model, not a curated record